This is a messenger RNA of Closterium sp. Naga37s-1, 1110 nucleotides long. NCBI's taxonomy places the organism in Eukaryota, Viridiplantae, Streptophyta, Zygnematophyceae, Desmidiales, Closteriaceae. The record is from the annotation of a GenBank genome assembly.
AUGGCGAAUAAUCUGAAACGGCGCCGGGAGGUUAGGGUUCGGCUAAGAGGCCUUCAAGCGCAAGUUGCGGAGUGCUCCAACCGCAACGAGCUGAGCAUCGGGUCGAGCAAGUUUGAGGAGAUUCUGGAGACAGCCAACAAGCUGACCACGAACCCGGGCGCGGCCUCCGACCUGAAGCUGCGCGAGAAGCUCAUGGACGCCGACGUGCUGGACGGCCUCUCGCAGGUUCUGGCGCAUUCCACGGAGGCGCUGCUGCGCCGCCACGCUGCCACGCCUGAGCAGUUCGUUGCGGCGCUCAGAGCCAAGUACCUCGUCCGCGCAGGGCUGUGCGGGCAUGGGGCGCGCGGGGGAGGCGGACGGGGGAGGGCGCGGGGAGGUGGGGAGACGGAAGGAGGGGAGGAGGGGGAAGGAGUGGGAGAAGAGGGUGAGGAGGAGGGGGAGAUGGAUUGGGCGAGGAUGGGGAGGGAGUUUGGGUUGGAGCUGGUGCGGCCUGCUUGGACGAUUGGCACCAUGCUGGGUCCCAUGGAGGCGGAGGCGCCCAAGCGCAGGGCGCAGGCAGUCAGGCGCAAGAGAGACGUGGUGGGGGCCACUGUGGUUCCUACGCAGCUGAACAAGCAGCAAGGGAAGGAAGGCGAAGCAGGAGAGGGCAGUGGCAGCAAGGAGACGGCAACGGAAGGGACAGUGAAGGAGAUGUAUCGCCGGCUCAAGAGGGCACCACGGCACCGCGUGCAGCUGCCACAGCUGCUGCUGUCGCGCACAUCCUUUGCCCACACUGUCGAGAACAUGUUUGCGCUCUCCUUCCUUGUGAAAGAGGGCCGCGUGGGACUCGCGCCUGAUCCCACUUUUGGGGCUGCCGUCGACCUUCGCCCACCCACGGAGCCCGCAUCAGGCAGCGAGCCGAAGGGGCAGUUUAUAAUGCGCCUUGACAUCAACGACUGGAAGAAACUGUGCGAGGCGGUGCCUGAUGGGUUGAGAAUAUCAACUGGCAUUGGUGCUGCUCCUCCUGGUUCUGCUGCUGCUCCUCCUGGUUCUGCUGCUGCUGGUGCUGCUGCUGGUGCUGCAGCUGCUGGUGCUGCAGCUGCUGGUGCUGUUGCUGCCGGCUGCAUGUGA